Messenger RNA from Cydia pomonella (codling moth), 2758 nucleotides. It is a transcript of the gene pygo, whose product is annotated as protein pygopus. The transcript has 3 exons. Lineage: Eukaryota; Metazoa; Arthropoda; Insecta; Lepidoptera; Tortricidae. The record is from RefSeq and is a predicted model, not a curated record. The coding region runs from base 1006 to 2469 and encodes 487 amino acids.
AUGUGCUGACGGAAACGGAAAAAUGUUUUUUUGGGCCCGAAAUCGGAUCUGAUAUCAGGCCUGAUAAAGUGUGGAUGUUAUUGGCACUAUACAAUAAAUAUGACCUUUGGGCGAGGUUUUUAGGUUAUGCAUAUAAAAAAUGGUUUAUAUUGGUUUAAUGGUUGAACACUUUUGGCAAUUAGAGAAAGUAUUUUUUACAUUUCAAACAUUUCUAGAAGUGCUGAUAUUCCGUGAAACGAAAACGGUUAUCAGGCAGGCAGGACCGAUUUCGGUCCCGAAAUCAGGAAUUGUGGAUGUAAUUGGCGCUUUAUGGACUGACGUUAAUCUGACAUGGCUAUUUGUACUUCUACGCACAUUUAUUUAUUUGUAUGUACGUACAAAUAGCCAUACAUUUGACAUGCCCCUCCUCCGCAAAAAUCGGCAGACUGUUUUGUACAGAAAAUUACAGACAAGGCGUCUCGAGUUGUUAAAUCCUCCAAUGUAAAAUACAACGAUUAAAAUAUCAAAGUUAACUCUCACGCACUAUUGAAUGCAUCCAUAAGAACGCUUUAAUUCUGAACGCUACCGUUACGUAACUACGCCCUCUAGCGGCAAUUUUCUAAUAAAAAUACUUCGUGAAUGUGGCGUGUGUUGUUUGGAUUAUUGAGAGUCGUAAAUAAAAAAGCAAUCGAUGGUUUAUUAAUAUUUGUUAUAAGUAUACUACACAUGUCUUUAGACAACACUCUACGGAAGGACAAUCAGUGAAAACCAAUAUCUUCACGGGAGACGUGGUCUAAAUUUGGUAUUUUGUCAUAUGUUGCACGCCUGCCUUGGGGUCUCUGAAAAGGACAAAAAAAAUAAUCAGUAAUUCCGAUGCUAAAUUGAUAAUGCCAAAUAGACACAAUCAGUCUCCUGGCACGUUACAGCGUUUUCUUGUGACAAUGCGAAGUCUUUAUGUGUGAACGUGUAUUUCGCGUGAGCUAAAUUCAUGAUGGUUACUAGAGUGGACACUGAAUAAGAGUCAGGAUGAGUCACAACUUGGCUGGGAUGCCCGGCGCCUACAGGCUGCCUGGGCCGGGCCUAGGCCCGCCGGACUUCAAGCCGCCCAUGGAAACACCCACGCCUUCUGCGCCAGCACCCAGUAAUCCAAAGAAGAGGAGAAAAACAUCAAAUGCUAACAAUGCCCUUGCACCCCAACCCCCACCCACCGCACAGGACCUGCUGCCUCCACCAUUAACAGGAUAUGGAGACACCAUAGUCGCAUCUAAUCCUUUUGAUGAUUCUCCAUCUACAAUUUCACACAAUGGCCCUAUGAUGAGCCAGAAUGGCCCAAUGAUGAGUCAAAAUGGCCCAAUGGGAAUGAUGGGACCAAUGCACAGUAUGGGUGGACCCCCCAUGAGGCACAUGAGCCCUUUACCCCAUAGUAUGAGUCCAAUGAAUCAGCAAAUGCCACCUCGGGGUAUCAGUCCCAUGGGCAACAUGAGUCCAAUGGGCCAUAUGGGCGGAAUGUCACCAAUGGGAGGCCCAAAUAUGGGAAUGAGCAAUCACAGUAUGGGCCCAGGCAUGGGGCCAGCGUCAAGGUCAAUGGGUAGUCCCAUGAGCCCUAUGAAUUCUAUGCCAAUGGGAUCACCAAUGUCUUCCGGGCCGAUGGGAAGCCCUAUGAAUAUGGGGUCAAUGGCAGGCAGCCAUAUGAGCAACAGUCCAAUGGGGCCACCCAUGCAUAGUCCUUUAGGAGCAGGUUCCAUGAACGGGCCAAUGAAUGGCCCUAUGGGUGGAGGAGGGCCAGGUAUGAAUGUGCCUCGAAUGAAUGGCCCCAUGGGUCCCAGUUGUUCUAAUGGUUCUAUGGGCCCAAGUAGUUCUAUAAUGUCUUCAAACCCAAUGCAGAGUGGUGGAAUGGGACCAGGUCACUGUGGUCCGAUAAGACAUGGAAGUCCAAUGGGCUCUGGCAUGGGAGGAGGUCCUAUGGGAGGAAAUGGUCCAAUGUCAUCAAUGGGCCCGGGUCCACCAUACUCAAGCAGCCAUAUGGGACAUGGAGGCCCAAUGGGAAUGGGAGGCAGUGGUAAUAUGGGGAUGGGUCCGGGCCCAGGUAACAUGGGUAAUUGUGGGCCUUUGGCAGGCAUGAGUGGCAUGGCAAUGGGCGGCCCCGGAGGGCAAGGAGUAGGCCCAAUGGGACAGGGAAUGGGGAUGUUCGGGCCAAAGCCAAUGCCUGUUAGUGCUGGGAAAGUGUAUCCCCCGGAUCAACCGAUGGUAUUUAACCCACAAAACCCGAAUGCUCCUCCCAUCUACCCUUGUGGAGUAUGUCACAAAGAAGUACAUGAUAAUGACCAAGCCAUUCUCUGUGAAUCUGGAUGCAAUUUCUGGUUCCACAGGGGCUGCACAGGGCUAACGGAGCCGGCAUUCCAGUUGCUCACAGCAGAAGUAUAUGCCGAGUGGGUGUGUGACAAGUGCCUGCACUCCAAGAACAUCCCGCUGGUCAAGUUCAAGCCCUAGCGCGAGGCGCGCGCCGCAUCACAAGUAUUUAUUCCACUAAAUGGACUCUGUGAUUCACUCUCUUAAUUUAUUCGCGCAUGGAAGUUACGCUACAUGAAAGCGAUACUUAAGAUACAGCUACCUAUUUGAGUUGCUCCAUUUGCCACUUAUGUUGCUGCCUUGGCUGUAAAAAAAAACUUUAUAAAGUUUUCUGAGCCUCAAUAUAACACACAACUCAAAUUGCACAAAAUGUUGUUAGUCUCAAAUUUUAAUUGACAACUAAGCUAAACCACAAAUAAUAUUUUAUCUU